UGUUUUGGUAAGAACUUGUCAAGUAAUACUCCUCUUUAAUAUUCAUAGCUUUCUUACCAGUUCUUUUAGGAUUGUCAUAUGCACGGAAGCUAUCAGGGACAACGCUAAAAACUUCAUUGUUACUUACUGUGGUCCAAGCCUAAUUUGAUUGUCAAACUAAAGAAAAACUCAGAUGGGCAAUUGUUUAGGUUCUUCUGCACCAAGGAGCAAUCUAAGUCUUCCUACUGAAAGACCUGAAGAAGAAAUACUGUCUAGUCCUGGUUUGAAGGCCUUCUCCAUCUAUGAACUUAAGACUGCCAUCCAAUAUUUCGACAGUCUCACUGAAGAAGGCGGUUCUGAUUUAGUUUUCAAGGGGUGGAUUGAUGAGCAGACUCUCUCUCCUUCAACACCUGAAACAGGAAUGGUUGUUGCUUUCAAGAACCUUAAACCUGAAGGUUUCCAUGGUGACAAGGAGUACUGGUUGUCAGAGUUAAACUAUAUUGGGCAACUGCAUCAUCCUAAUCUGGUGAAACUGUUUGGAUACUGCCUUGAUGGCCAAGAUUGGUUUCUGGUGUACGAAUAUUUGGCCAAAGGAAGACUAGAAAACCACUUGUUCGGAGAUCAUGAGGGAAUUCAGCCACUGUCGUGGGAGACGAGGAUGAAAGUGGCUAUAGGUGCUGCUAAAGGACUCUGUUUUCUUCAUGAUGUUGAACCACAAGUGAUAUACCGUUAUUUAGAUGCAUCAAAUAUCUUGCUAGAUGAUGAUUUUAAUGUCAAGUUACAGGCUUAUGUUUCAACUCAAGUCAAUGACAUUCAAGGCUAUGCAACACAGGGUUAUGCAGAUACAGUUUUUGCACCAGGUUGCGUUUCAGCCAUGAGCGAUGUCUACAGCUACGGAAUUCUGUUACUUGUACUUCUAACUGGACGAAAACCACUUACAAAAUCGAUGAUUGGUGAUCAGCGUCUGCUCAACUGGGUAACGUUAUUUCGGAGAAAGUUAAUCCAAAUUAUGGAUACCAAAUUGGAACGCCAAUAUCCUGAAAAUGCGGCUAUCACAAUUGCUACAUUAGCUUUACAGUGUACUCAUUUUAACCCGAGUUUUAGGCCUAAAAUGUCAGAGGUCUUAGAAAAACUCCAGAAAGCAUUAACUCUCCUGUAAGAUCAUACAUUUAAAGCCGAAUAAUUCUCUUAAUAUUAUCAAAAGAUCUGGCAUACACACGACAUGACUUUUACCUAAUUU
Spinacia oleracea (spinach) is the source of this 1219-nucleotide messenger RNA. RefSeq names its product probable serine/threonine-protein kinase PBL3. Gene Ontology annotation, molecular function: ATP binding; protein kinase activity. The record is from RefSeq and is a predicted model, not a curated record. Lineage: Eukaryota; Viridiplantae; Streptophyta; Magnoliopsida; Caryophyllales; Amaranthaceae. The transcript has 6 exons. The coding region runs from base 173 to 1138 and encodes 321 amino acids. Gene Ontology annotation, biological process: protein phosphorylation.